Procambarus clarkii (red swamp crayfish) is the source of this 741-nucleotide messenger RNA. Lineage: Eukaryota; Metazoa; Arthropoda; Malacostraca; Decapoda; Cambaridae. The record is from RefSeq and is a predicted model, not a curated record.
AUGGCCGCCUCCCCCUUCCCUGCGGGCGUCAUCUCCAGUGGAUUUCAUGUUGGUCUGUACUCCUAUUACCCACGCCAGCCGUCACCCACACCAGCCGUCACCCACGCCAGCCGUCACCCACGCCAGCCGUCACCCACGCCAGCCGUCACCCACGCCAGCCGUCACCCACGCCAGCCGUCACCCACGCCAGCCGUCACCCACGCCAGCCGUCACCCACGCCAGCCGUCACCCACGCCAGCCGUCACCCACGCCAGCCGUCACCCACGCCAGCCGUCACCCACGCCAGCCGUCACCCACGCCAGUCACCCACGCCAGCCGUCACCCACGCCAGCCGUCACCCACGCCAGCCGUCACCCACGCCAGCCGUCACCCACGCCAGCCGUCACCCACGCCAGCCGUCACCCACGCCAGCCGUCACCCACGCCAGCCGUCACCCACGCCAGCCGUCACCCACGCCAGCCGUCACCCACGCCAGCCGUCACCCACGCCAGCCGUCACCCACGCCAGCCGUCACCCACGCCAGCCGUCACCCACGCCAGCCGUCACCCACGCCAGCCGUCACCCACGCCAGCCGUCACCCACGCCAGCCGUCACCCACGCCAGUCGUCACCCACGCCAGCCGUCACCCACACCAGCCGUCACCCACACCAGUCGUCACCCACACCAGCCGUCACCCACACCAACCAUCACCCACACCGGGUUGUCAACGUGGUAUCUUUACAUUUUGAUGUUUCAUGGUGA